AUGCAAAUUGGAAUAUCAGAGGAUCAAAAUAGGAAAUAUAGGAAAACUAUGGAAGAUAAAGUGACAGUUAUUGAGGAUUUCAAUAACAUAAAUGAUCAAUUAUACGUUGGAUUGUUUGACGGCCACGCUGGAAAAUCAUUAUCUGACUACUGUGGGGCUAAUCUACACGAAAGAAUAUUGAGUAAUUUGGAGAAAGAGAAAGAGAUUUCAGAUAAUUUAAACGCGUCAUUUUUAUCAAUUGAUAAUGAACAGUCAUUGUCUAGUGGAUGUACAGCUGUUGUUAGUCUAAUCCUACACCAAGGGAUGAACAAAGAAAUCAACCAGGAUAAAAGAGAAGCGGAAGGAGCCAGAACAUUGUACACAGCCAACGUCGGUGACGCUAGAGCAGUUCUAUGCAGAGCAGGUCAAGCAAUUAGAUUAACCUACGACCACAAGGGAUCAGACGAUAAUGAGCAGAAGAGGAUAAUGGAUGCUGGUGGAUACAUACUUAAUGGGAGAGUGAAUGGAGUAUUGGCAGUCACAAGAGCAUUAGGGGAUAGUCCAAUGAAGCAAUACGUCGUAGGUUCACCAUACACCACAGAAAUAGACAUCACCGACGAUGACGAAUGGUUGGUUAUCGCCUGCGAUGGCUUAUGGGAUGUCGCAACUGACAGCGAGGUCUGCGAACUGAUAAAAGAGUGCAAAUCUGGUGAGGAGGCUAGUAAAUUAUUAUUAGAAUACGCUUUAAAUAAUUUAUCGACCGAUAAUUUAUCGAUUGUUGUAAUUAAAUUUUAA
This is a messenger RNA of Wallemia mellicola CBS 633.66, 774 nucleotides long. It is a transcript of the gene Ptc1p, whose product is annotated as protein phosphatase 2C. The record is from RefSeq and is a predicted model, not a curated record. Gene Ontology annotation, molecular function: protein serine/threonine phosphatase activity; cation binding. Gene Ontology annotation, biological process: protein dephosphorylation. The coding region runs from base 1 to 774 and encodes 257 amino acids. Lineage: Eukaryota; Fungi; Basidiomycota; Wallemiomycetes; Wallemiales; Wallemiaceae. The transcript is spliced from 2 exons.